GCAUGAGAGAAUAAUUUUCAGUUUCAAAUUAACAAUUACUGUGUAUACUGUCGUUUUUUUUAUAUUUUAUUAUUAAUUUACUGAUACAUUUCUCCAAUAAAUAAAUCGAAGCCUUAAUAAAAUAACAUGAGUUCCGCUGAAUACUAUCCCUUCAAGUGCACUCCAACUGUUUAUCCAGCCGAUCCUUUCGAUCCAGUUGAGGAUGCCGCCAUUUUGCGCAAAGCGAUGAAAGGUUUUGGCACUGAUGAGAAGGCCAUUAUUGAGAUAUUGGCUCGUCGCGGUAUAGUGCAACGUCUCGAAAUUGCUGAAGCAUUUAAGACAUCUUACGGCAAAGAUUUAAUUUCGGAUUUAAAAUCGGAAUUGGGUGGACGUUUCGAGGAUGUUAUUGUGGCCUUAAUGACUCCAUUACCUCAAUUUUAUGCUCAAGAAUUGCACGACGCCAUUUCGGGCAUGGGUACCGAUGAGGAAGCGAUCAUCGAAAUACUCUGCACUCUGUCCAAUUUUGGCAUUAAAACUAUUUGUCAAUUCUAUGAGCAAAGUUUUGGUAAACCGCUAGAAUCUGAUUUGAAGGGCGAUACUUCCGGGCAUUUUAAACGUCUAUGCGUUUCUUUGGUUCAGGGUAAUCGCGAUGAAAAUCAGGGUGUUGAUGAAGCCGCUGCUGUAGCCGACGCUCAGGCUUUGCAUGAUGCUGGUGAAGGUCAAUGGGGCACGGAUGAAUCAGUGUUCAAUUCAAUUUUGGUAACCCGUUCCUAUCAACAAUUACGGCAGAUAUUUUUGGAAUAUGAGAAUAUUGCCGGCCACGAUAUUGAAAAAGCCAUUAAGAAAGAAUUUAGCGGUGCCGUAGAGAAAGGUUUCCUCGCUAUUGUAAAAUGUUGCAAAUCAAAAGUUGAUUACUUUGCUGAACGUUUAUAUGAUUCCAUGCAUGGUUUAGGGACUAAAGAUAAGACUUUAAUACGCAUCAUUGUCAGCCGUUCCGAAAUUGAUUUGGGUGACAUUAAAGAAGCAUUCCAAAAUAAAUAUGGUAAAAGCUUGGAAUCCUGGAUUAAGGACGAUUCGCAAUCUGAGAUCGGUUACUUGCUAGUAACAAUGGUGGCUUAUUAAAUUUAUAUAAAAUCCAAGCAGAGAACAUAACUACUUCCACUCAUAGUAGCCAAAAAUUUUUCUUUGAUUUGAUAUUCUUCAUAAACACUAAUUGAAUGACAUCAAUAUUAUGUGAAUGUAUUUAAUUUGUAAUGAAAUGUGUUACGAAUUCUCUUCUUUUUUUUCCAACUUUAUUAUAUUUUUAUUAUGUGUAAUAUAUAU
Molecule: messenger RNA, 1302 nt
Organism: Glossina fuscipes
Lineage: Eukaryota; Metazoa; Arthropoda; Insecta; Diptera; Glossinidae
Product: annexin B9
Exons: 6
Coding region: 127-1101 (324 amino acids)
Cellular component (GO): cytoplasm
Molecular function (GO): calcium-dependent phospholipid binding; calcium ion binding
Source: RefSeq, a predicted model, not a curated record